Guyanagaster necrorhizus is the source of this 561-nucleotide messenger RNA. RefSeq lists its product as uncharacterized. The record is from RefSeq and is a predicted model, not a curated record. The coding region runs from base 51 to 386 and encodes 111 amino acids. Lineage: Eukaryota; Fungi; Basidiomycota; Agaricomycetes; Agaricales; Physalacriaceae. The transcript is spliced from 2 exons.
GUUUCGGAAGCCUUGCGCGGCAAAGAAGAUAAAACUAUCUUUGAGCAUGGAUGGUCAGAAGCAGACACGGGAUUUCGUUCACAUGGGCAGCCAAUUUUUCUAUUGUGAGGGUGGACAAAAAUCCUUCAUCAGUCGACAGAUCCCUUCCUGAUGCACCUAUUGAACCGCCAGAUGAAAACACAGACGUCGUGAUGUUGGAUGACGAAGACGAAGAUGCAAAUACGAGGUUCGUCAAUUUCAAAGCCAAUCUGAAUACGGACGAAGAGGACGAAGACGACAUCGACUCUCGGUUCAUUCCGUCGGAUGCAGACACACAAUAUCAUCAUGGUUCUAUCACCGAAAUCCUGUCGACGAGUACAGGAUUUCAGAAUGGGUCACUGGCGUGAAUAAAGACGAUUCCAAAGUUCGCGAUUCAAAUGAUGAUGAUUACGAGAAUAAGGGCCAUCCUUCUAGGCUCAUACCCAUCCCCCAAACCAUCGUCUCGAAAUUGCUCACAUCGCCUGUCCAUAUUCCGCAAUGCUUCUUGGAAUUGGCCAAGAGCGAGACGCAACGGCCUAGCAG